AUGUCGAAGGCUAUCGCUAAGAUGUUCGAGCCCAUGUUCGCGGCGUUUGCAAAGCGCUACCAGGGCUGGGUGGGCGCAGAGCUUUCGAAGUACGGGCUUCGAUACGACGAUCUCCUCGACGAGACGAUGAACCUGGACGUGGCUGAGGCUCUCAAGCGCCUCCCCCAGGAGGAGCGCGACCUGAGGAUGCAGCGCCUCAAGCGCGCCAUGGACCUCUCCAUGAAGCACGUGUACCUCGAUGCGGAGAUGCAGAAAAAGCAGACUCCUUUCAAGUGGUACAUCAAGCCCGUGCUGGAGGAGGUUGAGGCUGAGAGGGACGAGAGGGCAGCCCUGGGGACUGGGCAGCCGUAUAACAGGCAGAUCCCGUGAAAAGGCACAAGAUGCGGCGCGCCAACUCCGUGCUGCUCAGAUUUGUUUCUCGUUCAUUUGUAAAAUUACUUGAUUUCACGUG
This is a messenger RNA of Micromonas commoda, 451 nucleotides long. RefSeq names its product mitochondrial tRNA import complex. Gene Ontology annotation, biological process: mitochondrial electron transport, ubiquinol to cytochrome c. The transcript has a single exon. Bases 1 to 369 code for a protein of 122 amino acids. NCBI's taxonomy places the organism in Eukaryota, Viridiplantae, Chlorophyta, Mamiellophyceae, Mamiellales, Mamiellaceae. The record is from RefSeq and is a predicted model, not a curated record.